Colletotrichum chrysophilum is the source of this 447-nucleotide messenger RNA. RefSeq lists its product as uncharacterized. The transcript has a single exon. Lineage: Eukaryota; Fungi; Ascomycota; Sordariomycetes; Glomerellales; Glomerellaceae. The record is from RefSeq and is a predicted model, not a curated record. Bases 1 to 447 code for a protein of 148 amino acids.
AUGCCUUCCCAAAUCUUCGUCACAGAGCCUCACCCCACCGUGGUACCAAACACCUACAUCUACUCGGGCCGCGGCGGCGCCGGCAACAUCUUCAAGGCCCCCGUGACCACCCCGGCCACCGGCGUCACCACGCCCCUCAAGCCCGUCUCCGCCAACAACAGCGCCCGCCGCUUCUACUCUGGCAUCGGCGGCGCGGGCAACGCCCACAGCGCCACCGAGAGGCCCGUCAUCAGCUUCGAUGAGGACUUUGACCGCCAGCAGGUCCGCGACCGCGCCGUCGUCGGCCACGUCGGCAUCGGCGGCGCCGGCAACGUCUCCCGCCGCAAGGGCUCCGACGCCUCCUCCGUCCUGAGCGAGGAGUCCUCCGCCUCGUCCGGCUCGUCGCUCAAGUCCAUCAAGGAGCGCGGCGGCAGCUUCCUUCGCCGUCUCGCUUCCAAGAAGAACUGA